AGCGCCGGCGUUAGAUUGUAUGGGUGCGAAAGGUUGCUAGUGCACGCUUUCGCUAUCAGUGCAUUUUGUGUGGUGUCCGGUCUCACCAAGGCUGUGUUUGCACCACGUACGUACUGAAAAUUGCUCCCGCAGGUUCGCUAUGCGGCGCGUCUGGUUUCGAUCGCCGCAUCGGUUCCCAUUCAUUGAUACAACGUAAACGGCAGCAGGAUGAAAGACCAGGACAAGAACAGCAAACACGAGGGCGACCUUCGGAGGCACAAGUCCCGGCGGGGUACGGCCGUGCGACCUCGCUCGUGGAACGUGGCAUCGGCGGCGGCUUUGGUUCCCGGCUGCUGCUGCAGAGCGGCGGGUUCUCCGCACAAGGCGACCGCGGGCCCCGGAGCGCGCCUCGGACCGUGCCUGGUUUGAGCCCACCGGCGGAGCUCGCCCUCACCGCCGCCGGCAGCAUUCCAGAGAGGCAGGCCGCGGCACCUCGACACUGGCUGAGGAACAGGACAUUCAAGGCGUACCUAUAGACAUGGCCGUCUACAAGGAGGUUGUUGUUAUAGGCAAUGGGCCAUCGGGCAUCACUAUGUCAUACUUCCUGGCUGGUAAUUGGCCGUACUACGCACCUGGCGCCUGUCACCCAAACCCGUACCUACAUUCAAGGCUUGAAGAUAAUCGAAAUCUUUCCCUUGUUGAGCAGGACCUCUCGUUGUUGAGCUCGGGCCUUGAGGGACGCUCAUGCAACCCAGUGUCGUUACUUCUGGACACCUUGUGCCAUCCAGAUGCUGACCUUGGCUCUGAUGAGCCUUCUGCUCUGAGUUGGGUUCACAAUCCAUCCAGAGCACUGGACCACGUUGUCAUUGGCAGCGGUCUGCCAGGAGGCAGUUGGCAAAGGAUGGAUGGUGGGAUCCUUACCAUAAGCCUUGGCUCUUGGAUGGAGCUGCCAGACCUCACCUUCAAGGAGUGGGACUCAUCAAAGCCACAGUCGCCGCAAGGCUCCCCCAACUGCCAAAAUCGUGUGUCAGUGCAGCGAGUGGCCCAGUACUACCGGGACUAUGUAAACCUCAAGCAUCUGCAGCGUUACUUUCGGAACUUUGCCUCCGUGCAGUCUGUGCGGCCUUGCAACUCCGAGGAUGACCCAGAAGGGCGCCACCUAUGGGAAGUUAAAGGUGUAGACAAACAGACUGGGGCCUCUUUCUGCUAUGUCACACCACAUGUUGUGCUAGCAGCCGGCCAUUACGAUGCACCAAGGCGGCUUGGCAUUCCAGGAGAGGACCUGCCUUUUGUGUCCCAUGAUUUGGGACAGCUUGAAGUUCUGCUGCGUGACACCAAGAGUUCCAUCAAAAAAUUGGCUGUUGUAGGAAGUGGGCUGUCAGCUGCAGAUGCUGUGAUUGCGGCACGUUUCCACGGUGUAGAUGUUUGUCAUGUGUUUCGCAAAAGGGUGGAUGAUCCUGAUCUUGUGUUUAACCAGCUGCCACGAUCUAUGUAUCCAGAGUACCAUAAGGUACACCAGAUGAUGUCCUCGGCUGAGCAUUACCCGGGCUACAAAGCAUACGCCCAUUGCCAGGUGCACUGCAUCCAUAGUGAUGGCCGCAUGGAACUAGAUUCACACACAGAAAUUCGAGAUAUCUCCCAUGUGUUGGUGCUCAUUGGAUCCCACCCGAACCUUGACUUUCUGCCUUUGGAAGGCACACAGCUAGGCCUGGUAGCAGGGCUACCUGUAGACUGCAGGGCUAACCCAAUUCAAAUUCACCCCUACACUCAUGAAACUGAGGCUCUCAAAGGCAUCUAUGCUCUUGGGCCUCUUGUUGGGGACAACUUUGUACGAUUUCUCCAGGGCGGUGCUCUAGCUGCGACUGCACACAUUUGGAGGAGUGUGGGUGGCACCUAAGCCUCUCUGGCCUACAGAAGGUGUGGGAACAAGGCCUCCAAAGCUACAAAAAUACUGUUAGCUGAGCUGUAUAGCAAGAAUGUCUCGCGUGUCACUACAUGUUGUGUGUGACCAUGUUAAUGGGCCCAUUACCAUGGGGAAGCUCUGCCCUGACAGGCAUUGUUGCCCAUUCAUGGUACAAAAUGGUAUCUGACCAAUGUAGGAACUAGUCUGUAUUUUUUAUCUAUAUAGUAGGUUUACUGCUGUUUUUCAGCAGUGUUUGCUGUGAGGCCACUGGUGAAUUCAUUUUUCACUUUUGUGCUUACCAUUUCCGCUAAGUAGCCCAGUGCAUCUUUAGUUUUUUUUUUUUAUAGAAACAUAUUUGAAAUUUUAUGGAAUAGGUGUAUGUACCAUUUGUGAUCAUAGUAGUGCUGUGUUUUCAAUUCAGGUUUAUGCUUGCACUCUGAUGCAGAUCUGAUGAAAUCUGGAUUGCAAUGGUCAUGACAGUGAUACCGCCAUGAUAGACAAGAUUAUUCCAGUUCACUGUUUGUUGUUUGUUAUCAUUUCUGUGUUUAUUUAUUUUUUCAUCCGUAUUGUUUUUUAUAUACAGAGACAUGUUGCAAUUUGCUAAACUCUAAGAACAUCCUUUUUGGAAGGUGUUUACGAAUGUGCAUUCUUGGAUAUGUCACUGGUCUUGUAGUUCUUCAACAUAUAGCUGCACUGCGCAUUUUCAUUGUUCACUGCAAGAUCCUGUACAUUUGUCAUAGGUAAUAUUUGCGAAUUCUGCACCUACGUAUAUGUGUUGCAUGGGUGCAUACAAGAGGCAAUCUACUAACAGUGCCACUUAUAAACCAGUGCUCAUUUUUUAUUGUAGUUUCACAAGAAAUGCUGAAUGAAUAUAAGUAUGCCUGUAUGAUACGAGCGCUUGUGGAGCUUCCACUGGCAGGUUGGAACAGCUUCCUUUGUGUGUGUAUGUGCAUGCAUGUAUGUGUGCACAUGCAUGCAUAUUUGUGCAGUGAGUCAUGUUGAGAAUUAUACAGAAUUAUAUGAAGUCUAUCAUUCCCUAAGGGUGCUUUGCACUUGUAAAUUGAAUUCGUUCUCUGCAGAAAGAAAAGUAUUUGCCAUUUCCAUAGAAGCUACUUUGAAUAGCUUUAUUGAGGGUUGUAAUUGCUCUUAAGCUUAUGGUCUCUAGAUUUGUCUGACCUGCUCAAGAUAUAGGAGAUAGUUGCACUACAUUAUGACAAUUGUAAGAUCACUUGUAUAUUGCUGAAACACUUUCCUGGUCAAAUUGCUGUACCUUUAAGCUGAUAAGCAGUGUUAAAUAACUGCAUAGCUUUAAGGAAAACUGUGAUAUGAACUUAUAGCAUCAUUUUUACAGUGUUUGAGUCUGUUAGGAACUGUAUACCAUUUAGUUGUACUGCCUUUGACAUUUAAGUGGCAGCAGUGGAGGUGACAUGCUGUAGAGGCAGCACUAUGUAGAGGAAAAUAAUUUUUUUCAGGUCCCGAUUGUCCACAGCUGUGACGCAAACAAUGUAGUAGUGAAUGUAGGUUCAUGUAGAACUCCUUUACACCUGAAAUCUUUUUAUAAGUUUCUUUAUUUAAAGAACUGCCCUCAUGUUAUUUGGACAAAACUGUGCAGAUAAAGACGUGUAUUUGACCUAAAGGGCUUAAGCGAAUACAUUUGAACAUAGAUUUAACUUAGUUGUACUUGCAGCUGAGAAUGUUGCUAAAUUGUGAACUUCGUUAAAUCAGUGUUCCAAUGUUCUAGCAGUCCUGUAGUUCACGCUCUGAAUGAGCUCAGUUCAAUAGAAAUUCGGGCAAUGAAUUUCAGACAUGACGGAAAUGCUCACACUGUCAUUUUGUGUAGUCAUGAGUGCACUUCUUGAUAAUUAUAGCUCAGGCAUGUGCACUUGAGCUAUAAAAUUUAUAUAACCAAAGCAGUCACCGUCGUGCAAAAACUUGUCUGCCAAUUUUGUGGUGCAACACACAGAGAAUUUUUGCUCAUGAAAACAUACUGUACACAACAGCAUGAUUCAUGCAUUUGUUUAGCAUGUCUAACGCCGUAGUUACUGUGCUAAUCACCACACGUGAGAAAACGGCAUUGCGGCAGAAAUAAACUAUCGUAGGUAUGAAUUUAACUUAUUUUGUGUCUCAAAAAGUAGUCGCAACCAGUUAUCAUUUAUGCCACAUUGGAAAGUUUUCUUUCCUUAAUUUAUUUUAACAAAUACGCCCCCCCCCUCCCUCUAUUUCUUUGGAACACUGGUAACUUAGCCCAACCUAGCACACUUGGGCUUGGUGGUCUUAUCAAUAUACUGCAUAACUCGGUAGGGUUGCUGGCAAGCCCACAGAUCUCAAGAGGCAGUCUUUCUGCAUUUCCUUCUUUCUUUUAUCUGUUUUUUUUUAAGCGCAGAUAAAAUCAAAUCUGAAUACUCAUGCCAUUUUAUGGGAAUUGUGUGCGAAAAUUUGUCCUAUGUUGUGGGAGUGGAAUCACCAUUGCAUCAACUACAAAGGUUGAUGAGACGCAGCUGUCAUGAGCGUGCAGAACCUGCAGCUGUUCUCGUUUGCAUAUUCCUGAGUAACCUCGUCAUACCAAAUGGAGUACACUGAGCAUGGGUGCCGACAAUAUGCCAGAUUAGCAGAUGGCACACAGCAGCAGAUUUUAUUCUGCCAUUUUGUUGUCCUUGUCUUCUUACGCACAUUCAGAGGUGUCUGAUGUGCAUAACCAGAGUCUGAAUAUUUCUGAAAUCGAGAUUGCACCGCAAAUUUACUUUCACAAUUGAAGAAAAAGCGUAAUAUGCAGCGCAGCGCUCAAGGAAGUAUAAUUUAACAAACUACAUUUUUUUUUUGUUCAUGGCAACUUUUAUUAUGUCGGGCCUCUGUAGGUAGUAUACUAUGAGAAGUGUUUCAGUUUGCAUUUCUGCCUUUUCUCAAAAGCCCGCACUUCGUUUUUUGCCAUCUUGGAGUGCUAUGUGCAAAUGUCGGCAUAACCAAGUAACCACAGAUAUCCAUGGGGCAUCCAGCAAGAAUAUAAAUUUAUUCAUGGAACAGGACACACAUAUUAUGUACAACAAAUGUAUAUUAGUAGCUAGCCAUGCUAGAUUUAUGAUGGAUAUAUGACAUACAUUAAUAAAUGCCUGUUUAAGUAUUCAUUCUUGUAUAUGUAAUUGUAAGAUGCGUCAAUGAAACCUUCGUCAAGCGUCAAAAUUACAGACCGUGUAAUUUGCAUAUGAAACAUAACAUGUCAGUAGCAUAUUCUGUCUCCUACUUUGACACACACAUCUUACUGUCUACUCGGCCAUUGAGGUAGACGUCGCAAAAACAGUGUCACAAUACAACUAAAGAUAUCUAGUAAGGAUUGUAACCUAAAUAACAUGAAUGUUCUGAAAUAAGACACCUUUAUAGUCUGAUAUGCUCGAUCGCAUUAACUGUUUCAUUUCUUACGACUGACAAAACUCACUAUUAAACCACUCAUUUGUUUUGAGACAAUGGUGCUAGUGUGUAUUGACAUAAAAGUGUGUCAAGGUGCUCUCAAGUGGUUGACUGGAUGGAUGAAAUGCUUCAGCAAAAGUACAGCACUUGAGUACAAAAUGUCUGAUAUCUAUAUUUAUCCUGUGGAAUGCCAACUUAAGUCAAUGGCAAAAAAAGUAUGUGUUUGUUUUGUCAAAACGAAAUAUCCAGUUUGAACGUUCAGCAGAUGUUGAGCAGAAAUUCAAUGAUACCCCUCAGCAUAUUGGCGAAUGACCACUAUUUGUCCAGUGGGUAUCUGUGGUUACUUAUGUAGCUGUGGUUCAUGCAAUGUGGCUUCAUACUGUGUUUGUGGUGUAACACCUGACCCUUUUUUUGGGAAAGUGUUUGAUGGCUGCAUUAUAGUAACGUCAUCAUAAUAUGUAUAGGUGUAUAAUUUUCAUGUCGGUUGCAUAACGAAAAAGCCCUAAAGUACUACUUACACACACCUACAGGCAUUCAUUUCUAUGGGUAUUGCAUUGCCUACAGCAAAGCUGGUCACAGCAUUGCUUCCUCCGAUCACGAAAGUGUGAAAAUAUGUACUUAUGACUGUUGCAUGAGGCAUUAUAGGCUUGAAAUUACGUUCCUGUGCAGCACUGGCCAUGGUUAUCAUAAAAAGGCCAACAGUUGAAAAAUGAGUAAGUUCAUGAAAAUUGUGCUUGUUUGUGCUGUUAUGUGACUAUAAAAAUCAGUACUAGGCUGAUUGACAAGAGUAACCUAACAAAUUAUUUUGCAACCAUAAGGACAUUUGUUUUAUUCUACCCCAGCAUUAUUUAGAGGUGAAUCCAGUACAUGUGAUGUUUUUGUGCAUUAGUAUUAAAUUGUGCGAAAGAAAAAUAAAUUCAGACAUUUAGCAAGCUUGCCUGAUGCCUCAAAAGGCUCAAGUGAUAGUCCUUCUAACAGAAGUAGCUAAGGUGGCCUGUUAUACCGCUGUAACUGCUAGAUCAACCUGUAGUAGUGAAAAUCAAACCAGUUUUUGUUUUUACAGGGAGGAAGCUACUGCAGAAAGAGCAGCCUUCCCGUAAUGGGUGCAAAUUCCAGUAAAUCUACUUGCAUCUAAAGCACACAAUGUGGCAUGUUGGUUGUAUAGGUUGUUUCAAUAAUAAAACCCACAAUUGGAAGCUUUACCUAGGAGAGCAUACCUAAGGGUGCUGCCUAACCAGAAGCUGAAGCUGCUUCGCCUACUGAAGUUUAUGAAUUCUUUACAUUACAACAUUUUGUAGCACAGUUUUCUCUAUACAUAUGUUCUGCAUACAUUAGUGCCGAAUGAUGUGCAGUACUGCACGUGUGCUAGAAUGAAGAUCAUGUGCUUUCUUUUUCUGCUGAGCAGGGCAAAACAGUAGUGGCUAGGGUGUCACAAAUGUUACAUAAACAUUGUCUCAAAACACUUUUCAUAAAUACAUUCUAAUAAAAUGUUCUCAGUGUAUGCCGAUAGUGCAAAGUGAUUGAAGAGUGGAUGAUAAAUAUGAAAACUGCCAAGAUGUUGCAUGUUAAACCUUGCAUCCCUCAUGAAUAAACACUUCCAGAGACUGUAAUCAAUGCUCCGUAAAGAAA
Molecule: messenger RNA, 6913 nt
Organism: Dermacentor silvarum
Lineage: Eukaryota; Metazoa; Arthropoda; Arachnida; Ixodida; Ixodidae
Product: oxidative stress-induced growth inhibitor 2
Exons: 6
Coding region: 518-1876 (452 amino acids)
Source: RefSeq, a predicted model, not a curated record